CUGCAGGUGGAUGUGAGAGGCACCCGGGAAACAGACCAGUUCUCUGCAUCAUGGCUUCCACAGCGGUGCUCCUACUUCAGCUGCUCCUGGUCUCACUGGCGUCUGCAUCACAUCACUUUGGGGGAUUGGCGACCUACACCUACAGAGGACAAAACCCUGAUGGAACCUACAAGGUGGACCUUCGCAGCAGGUCAACCUCCAGGUGGUGUGGGCACGUCUACUGGUGGAACUGCUAUGGGAGCAACUGUGGCAUUGUCUAUGGCAGUUCGUCGGGUAUGGUUGACAGGCAGACCAACAUAUCACGAUACUACGGAGGCUCUUGUGAGACUGAAAGAGUUUUCACGACUAAUGUUCGCAGUGACAAACCUUUUCAGAUGAGGGCAAGUAGCUGCUGUUGGGUGAGAACGGCCAAUAAUGUUGGCAGCUGGCAUCUACUGACUGAAGUAGAUCUGGGAAAGAGAUCUGACACAAGGAAACCAAACAGAUCACCAGACAUCGGCAUCCUACCUAUCCUCCGAGUUCCUCAGAACUGCCCUCGGACAUACAAGCUCACGUCUUUUGAUCCUGAUGGGGACAAAGUUCAAUGUCGGUAUGGAAACGUCAGGGGGAGGGAGUGCAACUCGUGCAACCUGCCACCAGGCUUCCUCUUAGACCAGGGAUCUUGCACAUUGCACUACAACUACACCCGAGCCAACAGCAACGUUUUUGGACUUGAGUUGGUGGUGGAGGAUUUCCCACAAGGCCACAUCAAUCUGCAAUACGCAGACGGAUCCAGAUCCUACAGGGCUCCGAUGACCGUGAGGAGACGAAAGAGAUCCUAUUACCAAUACCCGUACCAAACCACAACCUCGUACCAAACCACAACCUCAUACCCAACCACAACCCCACACCCAUCCACAACCACAACACCAUACCAAACCCAUUACCCAUACCCAUACCACACCACAACCCCAUACCCAACAACAACCCCAUACCCAACCACAACAACAACCCCAUACCCAACCACAACCCCUUACCCAACCACAACCCCACACCCAUCCACAACCACAACACCAUACCAAACCCAUUACCCAUACCCAUACCACCCGUACCCAUACCCAUAUCCAUACCACACCACAACCCCAUACCCAACCACAACCCCAUACCCAACCACAACAACAACCCCAUACCCAACAACAACAACAACCCCAUACCCAUACCACCCGUACCCAUACCCAUAUCCAUACCACACCACAACCCCAUACCCAACCACAACCCCAUACCCAACCACAACCCCAUACCCAACCACAACCACAACCCCAUACCCAACCACAACCCCAUACACAACCACAGCCGCAACCACAACCACAACCCCACACACAACAACAACCCCAUACACAACCACAGCCGCAACGACAACCACAAGCCCACACCAAACAACAACCACAACCCCAUACACAACCACAGCCGCAACCACAACCACAAGCCCACACCCAACCACAACCAAAGCACCAUACACAACCCCAUACACAACCACAGCCGCAACCAUAACCACAAGCCCACACCCAACCACAACCACAACACCAUACACAACCACAACCCCAUACACAACGACAGCCGCAACCACAACCACAAUCCCACACCCUACCACAACCACAACUCCCUACUCAACCACAACCUCAAACCCAACCACAGCUCCUCUCAGCAAACUUCCUCUGCAAUUCUCUGUUCUUGUGGACCCCCCCGCUCCAUCCUGUCAGGAGGGAGAUUUCCUGCCCAAGCUUCUGCCCCCAACACCUGAAAAUAGAGAUCGUUUCCAAGCAGAGGUCUACAAGGAAUUGGAAAUCAGAGUCAAAGCUCAGGCCAAACAUGCAACAAUAAAUAAUAUCAUCGUCAGUGGGCCAGCGAACAUCAGCAAGCACCAGAACACACAGGGAGAGUUUGUCCUCAGGUGGACUCCGCUCCCAGAUGACCACGGACAACAUUUCGUGAUCUGCUUUGCUGUUGAAGCAGUCAAACCGCCUGCCGUCUAUCAGUCCGAGAUGAGGUGUGUUCUUGUGGAAGCCAGGAGUGAAAUAGUUAAAUCCCAUGUGAUCUGCAACGAGUCCUCAAUGACAGUAUCGGUUGAGAAAGCCUCAUUCCCUCGACUCAGUGAGGAUCAUAUGCAGCUCAAUGAUCCCUCCAACACGGCCUGCAGCCUCCAGAGACACUCCAACAGCACUCACAUCAUCGCCAUCAUCCCCCUCAACGCCUGCGGCACUCAGAUCGAGGAAGACGAGGAGAACCUCAUCUUCAAGAACGAAAUCACCACGCUGGACAACCCCGGAGACCUGAUCACCAGAAAGCACCAGAUGGAGGUGCAGUUCUACUGCCAGUACCCAAAACAAGGCAACGUGUCAUUGAGCUUUGUGGCACACAGGAAGAACAUCACUGUGUGGGAGAAGGGCUUCGGCACGUUCACCUACCAGUUUGAGUUCUACCCUAACAACCAGUUCCAAACCAUGAUUGAUCCAGCAGCAUAUCCUCUAGAGUACGACAUUGGGAACAGGAUUUACAUGAAGAUCAAGGCCACCUCCUCGGUCAACAACACACAGCUGUUUGUGGAGUCCUGCCGAGCUGCACCAUACGACAACCCCAACUACCGCCCAACCUACUCCAUCUUUGAAAAUGGGUGUCAAAUGGAUCCAACUCUUCAGAUCCACUCCCCCGCUGACCAGAAAGAAUUCAAGUUCAGCAUGGAGGCCUUCAAGUUCAUCGGACUGAACAAUCAAGUGUACAUCAGCUGCUCGGUCAUGAUGUGUGAAGCAGGGAAUUCGGACACCAGGUGUUCCAAAGGUUGCAUCAACUCUACGUCGACAAGCCCCUCACGCUCCAAGAGAGAGGCUGUCAUCCAGAGUGCCAGUCACUUCGUUUCCCAGGGGCCAUUGCGCUUACGGAGAUCGGCAGAGAGCGUCAGAGCCACAGCGACCAACCUGAAUCUGAACCUGGUGUUCAUCGCUGGAUGUGUUCUGGCAGCCGUCGGCAUGGUCUGCGGAGUGGUCAUGUACAGAGCCAAAGUGUCAAAGGUCAAAUACCAGCCUUUGCCAACAUUUGAGAGUUAAAUCAGCAGCGUGUGUGAAAUACCUGUUUUAUAUUGAUCACUUCAGACUGUACCAAGUCUUCUUUCAUGGUUUUUGGUGGGGGUUUAUGUCUCUAAUCAGGUGCAAAUGCGAGCAGAAGGAUUUCAUAUCAAAAUCCUCGUGAAUGUCUUCAGCUUUUUGUAAGGUUUAACUUUUAUAUUGAACAAAUCUGAAAGGUGUGUGGUGUUUACAGGUGGGAUCUGAUUUGGUUUUAUAACUGUUCCAUUUGUGAUGUGUUACAAUAUGAUUUAAACAAGUAUUCUGAUUGAAAUGUGUGUUUCCACUUGCCAACACAAACAUUUAUCAUGUGUCUGAAUACAUAUGAGGUUUAUAUACUGUAUCUCUGUUUCACACAAUGAAGUGUUUGUCAAUGCAAAGUCAUUCAGGGAAGUUUCAGAUGGUUGAGUGUGGUUGAUGUCGCUCUGAGUUGUAUAUGUACAUUAAAUAUCAAGUUGCAAACA
This is a messenger RNA of Pleuronectes platessa (European plaice), 3559 nucleotides long. RefSeq lists its product as uncharacterized. Bases 51 to 3080 code for a protein of 1009 amino acids. The record is from RefSeq and is a predicted model, not a curated record. The transcript is spliced from 13 exons. NCBI's taxonomy places the organism in Eukaryota, Metazoa, Chordata, Actinopteri, Pleuronectiformes, Pleuronectidae.